Molecule: messenger RNA, 848 nt
Organism: Drosophila simulans
Lineage: Eukaryota; Metazoa; Arthropoda; Insecta; Diptera; Drosophilidae
Exons: 2
Coding region: 97-666 (189 amino acids)
Source: RefSeq, a predicted model, not a curated record
CUCAGAAAAAUUUGUCAGUUUUAAUUUCAAAAUAAUUAACUCCUACAAAAUUUUUGUGUUCAAAAUUAAUUUUAAUUUGAUCCCUUUGGCCAAAAUAUGUCGGAAACAAAUAAUACUUGUACAAAUGACAUCGCGCUGGAGAAAGAAGAAUCACUAAUCGAUAGCAGUUCUCUGAAGACUCAGUCAGAUUUCAGCACUUCAGAAUUGGAGGCAAUCGUGAGGAACACCGUUAAAGAGAUUCCAACACCUCCAAACUAUGUCGACCUAACUGUGAAUAGCAUUGUAAAUGCAAUUCUGCCCAAAAUAAAAAACAAAUAUGAUGCGAUCGAAAUGAAGGUUGAUAGUAUCCAAAAAUCUCUGGACACGUAUAGCCAGCAAGCGGAAGCAAUGGAUCGGGAUAUAGCUGAAAUAUUUUUGGACUUGCACACUAUUUAUAAUAAACUUGAAAAACUCGAUAAAAGUGGCAGUAAGUUAUGCAGCACGAAAAAAGCAAUGUUUUUAAGACAUGUUAAGAAGUCUGAAGACUUGCUGAUCCGUUCGCGCCAUUAUCUCACAAACGAUCCCAAAGAGUUGAGUGCCCAUCUUGUUGGUCCACCAACGGAAGUCCCAUCGACUCAAAAGGAGCACACAUCAAACUCGAACCUCAGGACCGCAGGAAGUAUCUAAACCAUCGUCUUUCUUAUCAAAAUGUUAAUGAUAUUCACCUCAAUGGGUAAAAAAAUACUUCAUGGACGCAAAGCGCAAAUUAAAUUUGGACUGCAACUAAAAACCAUUUAUAAAAUUGUCAACUAUUUAUAACAAAUAUCUUUUUGAACAUUUUAUAAAAUUCACUACGUUGGAUAGCCUGA